Molecule: messenger RNA, 3469 nt
Organism: Cavia porcellus (domestic guinea pig)
Lineage: Eukaryota; Metazoa; Chordata; Mammalia; Rodentia; Caviidae
Gene: Fcer2
Product: Fc epsilon receptor II
Exons: 10
Coding region: 833-1813 (326 amino acids)
Molecular function (GO): signaling receptor activity
Source: RefSeq, a predicted model, not a curated record
AGGUGGUAGGGAACAGGGAGGUAGAAAUUUUGGAGCUAGGGAAAGGAUCCGGGGACCGAGGGAAAUGAAAGAGUGGGAGACAGAGGAGGAAGCGAUUCAGAUGCACCACGCACAGCACCAUGGUGGAUGCGGUGCUGGUCUAUCAACACUAAGGAACCAUAAGAAUGAGAGAGGCUCCCCCUAGCCGCGGCUGCCCGGCUGUCCCAGAAGGAGCUGGCAGUAGCUUGGUUGCUGUCCACUUUUUCACUCCUGAUCCCCCGACCUCCCAGCAGCAUAAGAAUUACCAAUAUCGCUGUCUAUCUACGGAUGAGGCUGGAUGCUCUGAGAUUACAGCUCGCCCCAGACCUCCCAGGCUCACGUUCCUGCCCCGGGCUGCUGCGAGGCCUACUUAGGUCUCAGGCUUGGGAACUGAAGACAGUCAUCAGAGCCCCCGAGGCUGGCCCCCAGAGCUUGCUGCCUCAUUUUAAGUUUUGCUGAAACCUAGGUCCCCACCGAGCCCAGACGUGUGACUGAAAAUACCACUUGGACAGGUAGUGAGCGCCCCGUGCCCAGAAGAAUCCAAGCAGGGCUGCCAUGGAUGAAAACCAGUACUCAGGUGAGAGGGCUCUUCUGUGCGCGCACACACAGAUGAGUGAGGGGGCUCCCCAGCCCUUCUCUUAGCCAGGAUGAAUUUCUGAAAAAUAAAAAAAGCCCCGGGGGCUGAGUGGGGAGGUGACCGGGACCUAGGGAGCUCCUGGCCCGGGGCCUGGCGGGAGAGGGAAGCAGGGGCCCCUCCUUUUCGUGACUCAACUCCCCGCACAAAACUCGCCGGCUCCGGCCGGAGCUGGGAGUGAUGGAGCCGGAGGCCAAGAGCAACGGGAGCCCGGAGCGCGCGCGCGCGGGCAGGAUGACGGCUCCUGGCCCGGUCCCCGAAGAGUUCUUCGAGUCUCCCAGGAAGAGGCGCUGCCGGCGGGGGCUGCAGCUGGCGCUGCUCGGGCUGCUGACCUCAGCGCUCUGGGCCGGGCUGCUGGCCCUGCUGCUCCUAUGGCAUUGGGACACCCUGAAGAACGUUAAACAGCUGGAAACCGCCGCUGCCCAGAAUGUAUCUCGAAUCUCCGAGGAACUGCAAAGACAUCACAGUAACCAGAUGGCCCAGAAACAAAAGGCGGAACUGAUGUCGCAGACUGUGCAAGAGCUGCGAGUGGAACAGACGCAGAUGAAAUCUCGGGAGUCCGAGCUCUCCUGGAACCUGGACAGACUCCAAGAGCAUCUGAGCAGCGUCAAGUCCCAAAACUUGAACGAGAGACACAUGGCCUCAGACGCGCUGGGAAAGCUGAAGGAAGAGGUGGCGAAGCUGCUGAUGGAGAUACAGAUGUCUGAGGGCUCCACGUGCAACACAUGCCCUGCGCAGUGGGUCAGUUUCCAGCAGAAGUGCUAUUACUUUGGUGAGAGUCCCAAGCGCUGGCUCCAGGCCCGGUACGCCUGCGAGGACUUGCACGGUCGGCUGGUCAGCAUCCACAGCCAGGAGGAGCAGGACUUUCUGACCAAACGUGCCAACAAAGAGAAGGCCUGGAUCGGGCUCCGGGACCUGGACAUAGAGGGGGAGUUUACCUGGAUGGACGGGAAACCCCUGGACUACACCAACUGGCAGCCGGGGGAGCCCAACAACGCGGACCAGGGCGAGAACUGCGUGAUGAUGCUGAGCUCGGGGAAGUGGAACGAUGCUUUCUGCCACAACUGGCUGGAUGCCUGGGUGUGCGAGCAGCUGGCCACGUGUGGGUCACCUGCCACCUCGGACUCCCUGGAUGAUUCACUGGACACUGGUUCAACAUAAGGUCCUGACAGCCCCUGAUGGCCUCACUUGGAUCCUAACUCCUGAUCCUAGGAGCAGCAGAUCCAGAGCCAGGCCCUGAAAACCCCUGACCACAGCCCAGACGCUGCUGUGUGGCUCAGAGGUGUCCACAAGCCGAGACCCCUAACUGCCCCGCUCCCAUCAGUGCCCUUGUCCCCGACUUUAGUCCAGCUGGCCGUCGCCAUCUCCCUGCCUUCAAAAGCUCAGUGUCCUGGGCCAGCACCACCCCCUGCUGGCCCACUCCUUGCACAAUGGGGUGGAGACUGCCAAGCCAGCUGUCCAAGAGCUGUGAGGACCACAGAUCUCACCCUGGCCCACCUCAUCUAACAUGUCCCCUCCACAGCUGCCCCCUCCUUAGCACCCCAGGGCACAGACCCCACGGGGGUCAGGCCUCCAGUCCUCCCCACCACCUGCACAGCAAAACUCGACAAUGAGGUCUCCCUCUUGGGCCCCUCCACAGUCCUAGCUGGGUCUAGUCUCCAAGUGUGGCAGGUAGCACUGGGAAUUCCAGAGCCUUGCACCUGAGACCACCGCUGCCUCACCAGACCAAUUUUUGAGACUACAGAACACCUGAAGUGGAAUUCAUGCCUUCUCCACCUUGUUUACAUUUUCCUGUUACAAGGAUGUACUAGGUGGGUAUAGUGGCACACACCUGCCAUCCCAGCACUCAGGAGGCUGAAGCAGCAGGAUCACCAUGGAUCUGAGGCCAUCCUGGAUUACAGAGCAACUCUCUCCAAAAAAAAGUACUAGGUGGGCCCUAGACAUGAAAGGCCCUGGGGUCUAAUCAACCUCCAAGGAUCCUGGGGGGACCAGCGUGUGGGUUCCGAGAGUCGAGUCCUGUACCCAGGGCUGCAGAGGACAGGGCACACAGACACACAGGAAGUGCUCCAAACUGGGCCUGGCACACAUGGCACUCGGUCAUUGCUCAGUGGAGGACAGCACCGGCCUCAGGCUCGGCCAGGGCCGGCUGGUGCCACUGAGGCCGCGGGAGGGUAACAGGUCAGGGUCCCAGGUCGCCUUCAUCAGCCUCCUGCACGGAGGUUCAAGCCGACUCCCGGGCCACCCUCCCCUCUCCGCACCAUGAUACCUCCAAGUCCUGAGGGUGGGCAAAGCUCACUAUCAAACCUGGCUCAAAUCAGUUCCUCACCUCUUCCUGCCACUCUCAUCCUAACCCCCAAGUCACUUCUGGUCUGCUCCCUAUUUUUUGUCUAAUUUGAGAUGGGGUCUCACUGUGUUGCCCAGACUGGCCUUGAACUCCUGAGCUCAUACAACCCUCCUGCCUCAGCCUCCACAUGCACUGAGAUCACAUAUGUGCCCCACCGUGGCCAGCUCCAGUCUCCCUCUUCAGUGCCCCAACUUUCCCUCCAGUUCAGAAAAAUCAAAGUCCCACAGGGUUCCCCUAUGAGUACGGAAUUGUCACUCUUCUUGAAUAUGCACACUCGCACCUGCCGGGGGCCUUGCACCCUUUCCUUCCUACUCAGUCCAAGUCUUUGUCCUUGGGGAGCCUGUCCAGAGUUUAACUGUACCUUGUUUAAAACUGUACCCCACUUGGGAGUAGAGCUCAGGGGCUACCUGGCAUGCACAAGGCCCUGGCUUCAAGCCCCAGCAUAAAAAAGAAAUAAAAUUUUAACAACCUGA